This is a messenger RNA of Rubroshorea leprosula, 1387 nucleotides long. Lineage: Eukaryota; Viridiplantae; Streptophyta; Magnoliopsida; Malvales; Dipterocarpaceae. The record is from the annotation of a GenBank genome assembly.
AUUUCCUCCCAAACCCUUAACCAGAAACUCAUCUUCAUACCACAUACACCAUCACCUCAAAAUUCUUUCUCAUUUAAAAGAGAUGGCUCUGAUUCAAGACCUCUCUUGCAUCUUGUCAUGUCUGAUGAUGAAAACCCCUGCUUUUUACACUUCUCUUGUGGUAGAUAGCUAGCUCCAGUAUCAGCAUCUGAUCCAGCAGAACACAGAUCAGAAGAGAGCGCAGCAGUUCCUUAAAAGCACAAAGGAAGCAUUGGGAGGAAAUAGGUCGCUUGUUCUUGUGUGUAUACGGUUAUUACUAGAAGAGAAAUUAAAUGAAUCCAGUAACAUCGCACGGCCGUUCUCUUCCACCUCCUUUCCUCACCAGAGAUCUUCACUUGAAUCCACACCAUCAGUUUCAGCAACACCAACAGCAAAACUCUGAGGAUGAAGAGAGCCGUGGCCAGAAACGAGAUCGCGAUGAAGCCGCCACCACCAACCCAAACACUGCUGCUACCGAUGGAACCGAUGGUAAAGAACUAGCUAUAGCUUCCGGGGAAGGAGAAAUGACGAGAAGGCCACGAGGCAGACCCCCAGGCUCCAAGAACAAGCCCAAGCCGCCAAUCAUCAUUACACGGGACAGCCCCAAUGCCCUCCGAUCCCAUGUGAUAGAAAUCGCCAACGGCUGUGAUAUCAUGGAUAGUGUAUCCACUUUUGCUCGGAGGAGGCAGAGAGGGGUUUGCAUUCUAAGCGGGACAGGAACGGUGACGAACGUAACCUUGAGGCAGCCGGCGGCGCCUGGUGCAGUCAUGACCUUGCACGGUAGAUUCGAAAUCCUGUCACUGUCUGGGUCAUUCUUACCUCCCCCAGCACCACCUGCCGCAUCCGCUUUGACCAUUUAUCUGGCGGGCGGUCAAGGACAGGUGGUUGGUGGAGGUGUCGUGGGUCCACUUUUAGCAGCUGGUCCGGUGGUGAUUAUGGCGGCUUCUUUUGCGAAUGCGGCUUACGAAAGACUUCCAUUGGAAGAGGAGGAGCAACCCGACCAGGCAAUGCCAGGAAGUGGGCCGUUAGGGUCUCCGGGAGUCCCUGGACAACAGCAGCAGCAACAACAACAGCUAAUGCAAGAUCCUAAUGCAUCUUUCACUCAAGGAUUACCUCCUAAUCUUCUAAAUUCAGUGCAGUUACCGGCGGAGGCCUUUUGGGGCACAGCUCGCCCUCCUUUUUAACAUAAGUGAAUUUCUCCUGUUAGUUUCAGCUUCUUUUUUUUGUUCGGUUCAUCACCUUUCAUUCUUCUUCUAUAAUUAUAAGGUAGUCUUGGAUUCCCCUAGAGCUUUUAAGUGAAGAAGGAUGUACAAAUUUCAUGGAUUUCUGGUGUUUAUUUUUUUUCCUUUUAUAAAAAUUAUAGCCUCCU